CAAGAUGGCCACUUGGGGAAGGAGGCGCGCUGGGCCCGGCGGUAGAGAGAGGGUGGCGCUUUCAGCUGGUGAGUGCUACAUUGUGCAUGAAAUUUACAAUGGCGAAAAUGCCCAGGACCAGUUUGAAUAUGAGCUGGAGCAGGCUCUGGAAGCCCAAUAUAAAUACAUUGUGAUUGAGCCCACACGAAUUGGAGAUGAAACUGCUCGUUGGAUCACCGUAGGGAACUGUCUGCAUAAGACUGCAGUCUUAUCAGGAACAGCCUGCCUCCUCACCCCACUGGCGUUACCCUCUGAGUAUUCACACUACGUAUCUCUGCCAGCUGGUGUGAUCAGCUUGGCCUGCUCUACUCUCUAUGGUAUCUCUUGGCAAUUUGAUCCCUGCUGUAAAUACCAAGUGGAGUACGAUGCUUACAAACUGUCGAGACUGCCACUACAUACACUCACCUCAUCCACACCCGUGGUGCUUGUAAGAAAGGAUGAUGUACACAGAAAGAGACUCCACAACACAAUAGCUCUUGCUGCCCUGGCAUAUUGUAUCAAGAAGAUAUAUGAACUCUACUCUGUAUGAUUUCAGCAUCGAGCAAAAUGCAACUGUAAUGCUUUUGAUUUCUCUCUGAAAACUGGCAGAGAGUGGAGUUUAGUUUAACAGUUAAAUGAAACACUCAGCUGCACUGAAUUCUUUUCAGCUCUGCUUAUUGCUGGGGUAAGGGUCUGCAGUGAACUCCAGUUGACUAACAUAUGGAAAAGCUAUGUAAAGAAACUGAAAAAUGAUGGAGUAUUUUUAUUUAAUUUUUUUUUUAACAUCAAGCUGAAUGUUCUACCAUACUAAACCAGCCAGAUGCCAGUGACCAUUAAAAUAUAAGUAAAC
This is a messenger RNA of Xenopus tropicalis (tropical clawed frog), 868 nucleotides long. RefSeq names its product transmembrane protein 11 (gene tmem11). The record is from RefSeq and is marked provisional. Gene Ontology annotation, cellular component: mitochondrial inner membrane. The transcript is spliced from 2 exons. Gene Ontology annotation, biological process: mitochondrion organization. Bases 5 to 568 code for a protein of 187 amino acids. NCBI's taxonomy places the organism in Eukaryota, Metazoa, Chordata, Amphibia, Anura, Pipidae.